AUGCAAAUGAAGAGGAAAUGGAUUCAAAUUAUCAUGACCCUUUUGUUGAUUCAACUCAUUGUUGCUGAUAAUUCCUAUGGCGCUGAUGAGAAUGAAGAGAAUGAAAUGUUGAGUCUAGAGCUUGUGCAUAGGCAUGAUUCUAGAUUUGGUGGUGAUGCUGUAGAUCAAGUUCAAGCAAUGAAAGGUUUCAUUCAAAGAGAUUUGUUGAGAAGGCAGCAAAUGAAUCAAAGGAAGGGAAUCAAUCAAUAUCAUCAUAGAAGGAAAGACAUGGAAGUCAGAAAGGAAUUCCAAAUGCCAAUGCAUUCUGGUAGAGAUUAUGCUGUUGGUGAAUAUUUUGUUGAAGUUGAAGUUGGAACGCCAGGACAAAGCUUUUGGCUUGUGGCUGAUACAGGAACAAAGGAUGAUCCUAAUGAUCCUUGUAAUGGUAUUUUUUGUCCACAUCGUUCUCGUACAUUUCUAAAACUUCCUUGUUCAUCUAAAAUCUGCACACAAGAUCUAAGUGGAGUUUUCUCUCUUAGCUAUUGUCCUAACAAUUCUGAUCCAUGCCUUUUUGAUAUCAGCUAUGCUGAUGGAUCAUCUGCUACAGGAUUCUUUGGAAUUGACACAUUAUCAUUAAACCUAACAAAUGGAAGGAAAGGAAAACUUGAAAAUCUAACAAUUGGUUGCACAGAAUCAGUGCUUAAUGGUAUCACAUUCAAUGAAAACACAGGUGGAAUAUUAGGUUUAGGCUUUGCAAAAGGGUCAUUUGUUGAUAAAGCAAGUCUAAAAUAUAACACAAAAUUCUCCUAUUGUCUUGUUGACCAUUUGAGUCACAGAAAUGUUUCAAGCUACCUAACAUUUGGAAAUCCAAAAGUGAAGUUAUUGGCUGAGAAGAAAACAACAGAACUUUUUCUGUACCAACCAUUCUAUGGUGUGAAUGUGACCGGAAUAUCGAUAGGCCGCGAAAUGCUGAAUAUCCCGCCUAGUGUUUGGGAUUUCGAAGCUCAAGGCGGCAUGAUAAUUGAUUCGGGAACAACAUUAGCAGCCCUUGUUCUCGACGCGUAUGAACCUGUUGUUGAGGCAUUGACGAAGUCUUUGAGCCAUUUGAAAAAGGUUGAUAAAAGUUUAGCUGAUUUGGACUUUUGCUUUGAUAGUGAAGGCUUUGAAGCGAGUUCUGUGCCAAGUUUAGUGUUCCAUUUUGGUGGAGGAGUGACAUUUGCACCACCAGUGAGAAGUUAUAUCAUUGAUUUUGGACCAAAUGUCAAGUGUCUUGGAUUUGUGCCAAUAAAUGGAACAGGUGUUUCUGUUAUUGGGAACAUUAUGCAACAAAGUCACCUUUGGCAAAUUGAUGUGUACCAAAACACAGUUUCAUUUGCUCCUAGUAGAUGCAGCUAG
Molecule: messenger RNA, 1374 nt
Organism: Vicia faba (fava bean)
Lineage: Eukaryota; Viridiplantae; Streptophyta; Magnoliopsida; Fabales; Fabaceae
Source: the annotation of a GenBank genome assembly